AUGCCCUCGUCCGGCCCCUCCGCACGCAGAGGGCCGUCGGGGGCGUGGAACAGACUCAAGCCAGUCGUCACCGACCCUCUCGAUGCUUAUGGAUUACCGUCGAAGGGAGAGCGGAGACUACACGACUACAAGACCCAAGAGACCUACUACGGGCGCAUCGUCGAGCGGUACAUGAAGUUCUGCGCCUCGACAGGCGGCAGCGAAGGACUCGAAAAGGCCUUUGCGGCCCUCGCCAUCCGGGACAACAACAACAGCAACACCACCACCACCACGAGAGAUGAGACCGGCAAGCCCAUUCUUGCUCGCCAGAUCUCCAGCACCGACCGCCCUAACGACAUGCCCAGCAUCCUUCUUGCGAUGCGAAAACUCCGCGAGGGAAUCUUGGGCUCCCGUCGCCGCGACAGCUUCGCCCAGCGCGCAUAUAUGUUCAUCAUCCACGCGAGCAUCCUGUCCCGACACUGGGAAUCGUAUCAGCCCGCCUUGCUGUACCUUCUGCAUCAAAUCCAUCCCGUCACCCCCCUGGCCCCACCAGAGCUGCAGGAGUUCGUCGGCUAUCGUAUCCUUGAUCUCGCUUGUCGCCAGUAUGAACUUCUCGACGCCAUGGCCGUUAAGUUGGAAUUCAAGCAUCGCGACCGCCGAGUAGCGACCGUGCUCAGAUCACUCAUCCACGACGACUGGGUCCGCUUGUGGAGGGUGAAGCGAGCAGUCGAUGGCCACCAGCGUGCCAUCCUCGAGUUUACGGUCGAGCGAAUGCGUCUCCACGCCCUCAAAUGUGUCGGAAGAAGCUACAUGAAUGCGGACAAGGCUUUCAUCGAGCGCACGGGCGAUGCACAGUGGGAUGAGCUGGUGAAGACCGGUGUAGGAUGGCAGCUGCAAGAAAGCGGAAAUGUUGUCAUUCGAAAGCCAAAGGCUAAGUGA
Neohortaea acidophila is the source of this 918-nucleotide messenger RNA. RefSeq lists its product as uncharacterized. Lineage: Eukaryota; Fungi; Ascomycota; Dothideomycetes; Mycosphaerellales; Teratosphaeriaceae. The coding region runs from base 1 to 918 and encodes 305 amino acids. The record is from RefSeq and is a predicted model, not a curated record. The transcript has 2 exons.